Molecule: messenger RNA, 1254 nt
Organism: Bombyx mori (domestic silkworm)
Lineage: Eukaryota; Metazoa; Arthropoda; Insecta; Lepidoptera; Bombycidae
Gene: Gr8
Product: gustatory receptor 8
Biological process (GO): sensory perception of chemical stimulus; detection of chemical stimulus involved in sensory perception of taste
Cellular component (GO): membrane
Molecular function (GO): taste receptor activity
Source: RefSeq, marked provisional
AUGGCUCCUCGAUCAGUUCGAUCAAUGGUCGGAACUUCCAAAAAAGAUAUGUUAAAGGGAGGAUUUUAUGAGACCGUAAGGAUACCAUUAUAUAUCUACAGACUAAUAGGAAUACUGCCUAUCAGUGGACUGUGGCAUCGUUCUUCUAAAUACAAUCGUUUCAGUUUAAAAUCCUUUUACACAAUUAUAUAUGCGCCGACGAUUGUCAUGCAAACUUUUCUAUUGUUAGUUCAUAUCUAUGAUCUUUUCGCGUUUUUCUUCGGACAUCAAAGGCUGGGUCGACUCAUUUAUCACAUGAACUUCUACACAAUCACCAUCCUCAUAUUCAUGGGGAGUAGAAAGUGGAAGAACGUUAUAAAGGAGAUUGAGACUAUCGAACUCACGUUACCACGGUUAAGAAACUCCAAGAAAGCACUCGCUCUUACGAAAUCAUUUGUUUUUGCAUUUUUUGUUUUCUCACUGGCGGAGGUUGUUCUAAUUCUACAGUUCACGCUACGACUGACGAAGCAACGCCACGUUCUGCCCGGAGACUCGGGAUUGUACCUCAGAUCGUACUUUGUGUAUAUAUUUCCUUAUCUUUACGAUCAUUUCCCUUUUAGUUAUGUGAUGGGAUUCAUUGUUCAGAUUAUCAAGGUACAAGGCAUAAUUACAUUAAAUAUGGUAAACUGUAGUGUUGUUAUUUUGAGCAUAUAUCUAACGAACAGAUUGAAACAUUACAACAGAAUUGUAUUCGCUAAAGGAAGUAAAACAAAUAACACCAGACUGAAGUGGGUCGAACUGAAUCUUCUAUACACGAGGAUAUCUAACUUGGUUAAGAUUAUAGAUAAAAAUCUGAACCCUUUCGUCUUUAUAUCCUUUACCGCUAAUUUAAGUUAUAUCUGCGCACAACUGUUUUACAUAUUGAAUAAAUUAACAAGUAGCAGGACUGUCAAAAUUACGUCUUUUCUAGAGGAUAAAAGAUCUGACUGGGAAACAGUACUGUACAUAUCAAUUUCCUUCGCUUUAGUUGUGUUGAAAGUGCUUUUGGUCUCCAUCAUCGCCGCUGAAGUCCACACGACGAGCAGAGAACCAUUGCGGCUUCUUUAUACGUUGCCUACUGCUGAAUAUACUAUCGAAACGCAGCGGUUAAUGACCCAAGUUUAUUACUCAAAUUUAUCUUUGAGCGGACUCAACUUUUUCCAUAUUACGCGUGGAAUGUUGUUAGGGAUGGUGGCUACUCUGUUGACGUACGAAAUAGUAUUACUUCAAAUUUAA